Messenger RNA from Capronia coronata CBS 617.96, 936 nucleotides. RefSeq lists its product as uncharacterized. The transcript has a single exon. The record is from RefSeq and is a predicted model, not a curated record. Gene Ontology annotation, molecular function: protein binding. Gene Ontology annotation, biological process: protein folding in endoplasmic reticulum. NCBI's taxonomy places the organism in Eukaryota, Fungi, Ascomycota, Eurotiomycetes, Chaetothyriales, Herpotrichiellaceae. Gene Ontology annotation, cellular component: EMC complex. The coding region runs from base 1 to 936 and encodes 311 amino acids.
AUGGCGGCCACGGCCACAAACCUCUCCGAUCCAGCCGCGGUGCUGCGAAUAGCACAGAAGGCGUCUCCGAUCCUUGUCAAAGCGUCCUCAGUCAGCACAAGUUUCCCUGCCUCAAUCUUCAACUCAGCAGAUUCCAGCGAGCUUUGGAGAGAAGUUGAGCAGCUCCUCUACGCGUGCCUCCGUACCGGAGAUGACGAGUCGGCCUUUUUGUGCGUGGAACGGUUAGGGAAGAGAUUUGGUGAAGACAAUGAACGCGUGAUGGCUAUGAGGGGCUUGUAUCAAGAGGCUGUGGCAACUGACGAAGCUGCUCUGAGAAAGAUACUCGAAGACUACACCCAAGUGCUGAGGGAGAAUCCCAUGAAUGUCCCUGUCCACAAACGCCGGUUGGCGCUCCUGAAAAGCAUGGGAAGACCUCAAGAUGCCAUCUCAGGGUUGGUGAAGUUCGUUGACUCGUUUCCCACCGAUAUCGAGGCGUGGUGCGAAUUGAGCGAUCUUUACGAAUCACAGGGGUGCAUUUCGCAAGCCAUCUUUUCCCUGGAGGAGGCUGUCAUCAUCACUCCGAAUGCAUGGAAUCUCCAGGCACGGCUUGGUGAGCUUGAAUAUCUGGCCGGCACGUCAUCAAGCGACAAUACCGAAAAUCAGCAGCAUUUGACACAAGCAGUUCGUCGCUUCAGCCGCAGCAUUGAGCUUUGCGACGAUUACCUCCGGGGAUUCUACGGACUGAAGUUGGCCUCGGACAAACUGUUAGGGGCCUACUCGGAAUCCAAGGCGAACAAAGACGUGGCCAUCGCGCCAGAAAAGCUGCAACGGUUAAGCCAGUUGGCCACAUCCAAGCUUGAAGCUAUCUUGAAGCAACGCACCAGCCGCAGAUCAUCUGCAGGCUACGACACAGAAGUUCUUGUAGUUCAGCAACUGCUGGACGGAUCAAAAGGUUGA